This is a messenger RNA of Scutellospora calospora, 806 nucleotides long. NCBI's taxonomy places the organism in Eukaryota, Fungi, Glomeromycota, Glomeromycetes, Diversisporales, Gigasporaceae. The record is from the annotation of a GenBank genome assembly.
GUAUUGAUCUUGUUGCUAUGAACGUCAAUGACCUAAUUGUACAGGGUGCCGAACCACUAUUUUUCCUUGAUUAUUAUGCAUGUGGCAAAUUAAAUGUUGAUGUUGCAAAAGAUGUAGUAGAAGGCAUUGCAACAGGAUGCUUAGAGUCCAGAUGCGCAUUGAUUGGUGGUGAAACAUCAGAGAUGCCCGGAGUUUACAGUGAAGCGGGAUUUGCAGUUGGGGCAGUAGAACGCGGAAAUAUAUUACCACGAAAAUCAGAUAUAAAUGUUAAUGACAUUCUUAUCGGUAUUGCAUCUUCGGGUAUUCAUUCUAAUGGUUUUUCGUUAGUUCGUAAAAUUGUUGAGAAGCAUAAUCUUGGAUAUGAAUCACCUUGUCCAUGGAAUACAAAAAUUACACUUGGUGAAGAUCUACUUACACCAACAAAAAUUUAUGUCAAACAAUUAUUACCAUUAGUCAAGAAAGGUCUUGUCAAAGCAAUGGCACAUAUCACGGGUGGAGGUUUUGUGGAUAAUAUACCUAGAGUCAUUCCUGAACACCUUGGAGCUGUUAUAGAUUCAUCAUCAUGGAAAAUACCCGAAGUAUUCAAAUGGCUAGCGAAAAAUGGCAAUGUACCUUCUGAUGAGUUAUUCCGAACCUUUAAUUGCGGAAUAGGAAUGGUCUUGAUCGUAUCGCCCGAAGACGAAAUUAAUGUUAUAAAUUUGCUUAAAGAAUAUGAUACCGAUGUUUACAAAAUUGGUCACGUGGCGACAAUAGAAAUGAAUAACGGGAAACAAGUCGUUAUUAAUGGAAUUACGGAAUUAUUUUAG